AGUUGGAGUGAUAUACUCCUCUCCAUUUUAUGUGCUCUGCUCUUCAUCUUCUUCCUCUCGGUUCUCUCCAUUUCUUUGUUUUAAAAAACCCAACAGGCAAUAUCAGUCUUGUGAUGUUUUCAUUGAAGCAAUCAAGCCUUACUUUGCUGGAGAUUGUCUGGCAUUUUUCCUCUGAAAGGAGAUAUAGAAAAGAUGCUCUUUGGCUGUGUCUUGAAACUGGUCUACGCUUGCUUCAUCCUUUUAUGCCAUUUCUUACUGAAGAAUUGUGGCAGCGCCUACCUGGCGCAAGGGACCUUGCAAGGAAAGAGUCCAUAAUGAUAUGCGAGUAUCCAUCACCUGUAGAGAGUUGGUCAGAUGACAGGGUUGAACAGGAUAUGGAUCUUGUAGAGUCAACUGUGAGAAGUCUCAGGUCACGGAGGGCAGAGCUGCUUGCUAAGCAGAAAAAUAAAAGGUUGCCUGCUUUUGCUUUGUGUCAAACUGAUGCUGUAGCUGAAACCAUUGGAAGUCACAAAUUAGAGAUCUUAACUCUAGCCACUCUUAUCACCUUUGGAUGACUUAACACAUGCAUGGUGGAAUCCAUGUGCAUCAAAUUCUCACCACUCAUAUUGUUAUUCUUACAGGUUCUCCUUGGGGGAAGAGAUGCUGCACCAGAUGGGUGUUCGCUUGUGAAUGUAAAUGAAAACCUUGUGGUUUUUCUCAAUGUUCAUGGAACUCUAAACAGGACAGCGGAAGUUGAACAGAGAAAAAUUAAGGUUCCCUUUGCUACCACAGAGGAAAUUCGGCAUAGAGUGGUUUGAUAGUGGUUUGUGAAUUGUGGCUGUUGAAAAAAAUUAAGGACAUUUUGUACAUCGUAAUCAAAGAUUUGAGAAUGGUGGGUGAGGCAUUUUGAAAAGAAGAGGAUUUGUCCCGUCAUACAAAUCUUUUAUGAAACGUGUAAAAGAAAACUGGUAAAUUUGUUUAGGGUGGUUCCAUUCCAUCCACUUUUCUUUCUUUCUUUUUUCUUUUCUUUUCUUUUUUUUUUUUGGAAAAAGAAAUCUUACAAAUUAGU
This is a messenger RNA of Rubroshorea leprosula, 1048 nucleotides long. The record is from the annotation of a GenBank genome assembly. NCBI's taxonomy places the organism in Eukaryota, Viridiplantae, Streptophyta, Magnoliopsida, Malvales, Dipterocarpaceae.